Molecule: messenger RNA, 1329 nt
Organism: Fusarium musae
Lineage: Eukaryota; Fungi; Ascomycota; Sordariomycetes; Hypocreales; Nectriaceae
Exons: 2
Coding region: 1-1329 (442 amino acids)
Source: RefSeq, a predicted model, not a curated record
AUGUCUACUUCAAGUCCUCGACAAGCAGCAUCUCUAGAGACACUGCCUCCAGAGAUUUUAAUUCCCAUCGUAACACGCCUUCCAGGGCUCGACAUUCUCUGGGACCUGAUCACGGCAUCCCCUCACGUCUGGCGUCUCUUCAGCGACCAUGCCAUCACCAUCGUCGAAUGCAUCCUCUCAGGUCCCAAUGCAGUAAUACCACCCGAGAUUGCAGAGCUCAUACGCGCUGCCAUACUCGUGCGCACUCGAGCAGUUCCUUUUGAGAGCCUGAAUGAAUUCCAGGGCCGGUUCUUACGCAAAGUCGGGCGCAAGUGGAAGGGCAGCGACAUGGAAGCCCCUCCUAGACCGUCCCCAGAUGAAAAGCUGAGCCCUGGAUGCUUGUCGACUGCCAUGCCCUCUGUCGAGGUUCUUCGAUCGGUUGUCGCAACCGCUCAUCAGAUAUCUGCCCUUUCGCAAGCAUGCUUGACCUCGUUCCUUGAUCGGGUGAGAGAUCCUGGCUUCAGACCUUUGCACCUUGGCAAUCCUGAAGACCGACGAGGGCCAAAUGGUCAAUACAUCGAAGCCUGGGAUCAGGUCUUUGCCGGGGAACCGGUGAGUGUGGUUGAUGUAGGUCAGCCCACGUGGGUAGAAGAGAUGCGAGUCGUGCGAGCUCUAUGGUACAUUCAGCUCGUGGGUGAAAUGCGUCGCCAGAUGGGCAGUCUAGAGUGGCCAGCUCAGGAUAUCGAGGGUCUGAAAGAAAUGAAUCCCGGCGAUGACCGCCAUAACCUUGGAAGCCCAUACCCUCUGUCUCCCGAAGAAGUCAGGUCUGUCAUGGGAUAUCUGGCAACCCUUGGGGAGGCGAAGCAAGAUUUAUUCUACCGACUACCCCGUCCUCCUCGUUGUGAGAGAUGGACUACAGCUUUGCCCAUUCGAGGUGAGCGAUACAUGGAAAUCGCGGGAUACCGGGAGGAUGGCCGCCCUAUCAAGCGGAGCAAGUUUACUGAAGAUCGGCUUUGGGGCCGGACCCCGGUGGCACUGGAUGGAGACGCCCCUGGAAUGUCAAUCUUUGAAUGCUUGGCCAACCCCCCCUCUCACCCUAUCAGCGCAUCUCCCCUGGAGGGUAUAAAGUUCGACUCGUUCCGCCCGUUCGGUCUCGCAAUCUGGGAUGCGUGGAGGAUGUAUCAUUUGGGCCUACACUCCUCAAUACUCGAAGGCCAACGACGCUUGCCCCAUGAUGCCUUUUAUUUCUUCGCUUGGGAGAGUAUUCUUCCUUCUGAUGAGGUUGCAAGUGUCAAGUCCAAUCUUCGGGCAAGGAAGAAACGUGUGUCUGAAGAGCGACAGGCGCCGUGA